This is a messenger RNA of Marasmius oreades (fairy-ring Marasmius), 1780 nucleotides long. RefSeq lists its product as uncharacterized. Bases 1 to 1440 code for a protein of 479 amino acids. NCBI's taxonomy places the organism in Eukaryota, Fungi, Basidiomycota, Agaricomycetes, Agaricales, Marasmiaceae. Gene Ontology annotation, molecular function: ubiquitin-like modifier activating enzyme activity; tRNA threonylcarbamoyladenosine dehydratase activity. Gene Ontology annotation, cellular component: mitochondrial outer membrane. The record is from RefSeq and is a predicted model, not a curated record. Gene Ontology annotation, biological process: cyclic threonylcarbamoyladenosine biosynthetic process. The transcript is spliced from 6 exons.
AUGACCUUGAACCUGAACUCACACAAAACUCAACUAGUCGCUACAGCGAUCACAGCGUCUUGCGCAACUCUAGGUCUUGUUACCGCUCUCAACACCUAUACACGCCGACAUCGAAGAAAAAACCUGAAUGAGGAUGUCGUUCGUUCCAUUACCAGCCAUGGAUCAAACUUCGGGCUUCGGUAUGAAGACUUUCGCGACGAUGCCCAAGAAAAUGUAGGGGCUGAACGGCCCCAGAACAGUUCAGUGGACCUUGGGCUUCCUUACGACGAAGAACUAAUACGAGAGCAACUGGCAAGAAACUACGCGUUUUUUGGAGAGGAGGGAAUGAAGAAAAUCAGAGAAAAGAGUGUCGUGGUUGUAGGUUGUGGUGGCGUUGGUAGUUGGGCAGCCGUCAUGCUCGUGAGAUCUGGGAUAUCAAAAAUUCGACUUGUUGAUUUUGACUAUGUCACACUGUCUUCUCUGAACCGCCACGCUACGGCACUCCUCGGCGACGUCGGGACACCCAAAGUGAAAUGCAUAGAGCGAACAUUGAAACAGAUAUCGCGGUGGGUGGAAGUGGACUCACGUGUAGACAUUUGGCGGAAGGAAGAGGGUGGGCUCCUCUUAGAAGGUUACGAUUGGGUCGUAGACGCGAUUGACAACAUUCAGACGAAAGUUGACCUUCUGAAGUACUGCCAUUCUAAUGAUAUCAAGGUCUUCUCUUCAAUGGGCGCAGGUGCCAAAUGCGAUCCAACUCGAGUCCAAAUAAGCGACAUAUCAUACACGGUAUAUGACCCACUGGCACGUUCAGUUCGGCGUCGCUUGCGACUCCUAGGCAUCUCUUCUGGUAUACCUGUGGUGUAUUCGACCGAGGUCCCAGGCGACGUAAAACUGUUACCGCUUCCGGAAGAGGAAUUCCAGAAAGGGCCCGUCAAAGAACUGGGCGUGUUUGACGACUUUAGAGUGAGAAUCUUGCCAGUACUUGGACCUCUUCCCUCAAUCUUUGGACUUUUUAUAGCUACAUACAUACUAUGUGAACUGGCGGGAAAGCCCAUAAUGAAUCCCCUCCCGAUCAAGAACAGAAGGAAGCUGUAUGAACGGUUACUGAGGGACUUCUUACACUGCGAGGAAAGAUUGACAAACCAGACCUUGAACCGACUGCCCCUGGAUGAAGACGACAUCUCGUUUAUCUUUGAGGACCUCUAUCGUGGAAGAUCUGUCAUUCCGCCCCAUGAGGUACCCACAAAGCCUUCGCUGGUGCGAUGGGAUUUACGCAAGCCGCUCGACUUAGGAAACGUAGUUGUCAUGGAAGAGAAGGAUGCGGUAAAGCACUUGAAAGCUUGCCGGCCAGAGGAGGGGUUGAUUGUACCACCGUCGGAGGUUUGGGGGAAGGAAGUGGAGGAUAUAGUUAGGGGAAGGACAGGAGAGGUUGAGCGGUAUCUAGCGUGGAACAAUCAAUAGGGCAGUCAAUGCGCCUUGAUCGUUGGAGCUCGAGGUUUUCAAUGGCAGAUGAAGGAUAAACAGGUUCUAAUCAAGCGGGACAACCACCGUUUCUCACUGGCAAGUGUAUAUUGUUGACUCAGACAGGUUAGGCACAAUAUGUGACAACUCAUUCUGGCAACCCCGGUUCUGGAGAUCCAGGUAUAGACUCCUUGUAAAGACGUGGAGUGGAUAUUCAUCAUAUCUAAUGGUGUCUGGAAUAUCUGAUGAUCUCCUUUUAUCUCUGCAGACUAACGUGUUACAAGCCGUCUAGUACUGAGACACACGAGUGCGCGCCUUGAAGCAACACUAGUCCUUCUCC